Panthera uncia (snow leopard) is the source of this 9033-nucleotide messenger RNA. It is a transcript of the gene GARRE1, whose product is annotated as granule associated Rac and RHOG effector 1. Gene Ontology annotation, biological process: Rac protein signal transduction. The transcript is spliced from 14 exons. Gene Ontology annotation, molecular function: CCR4-NOT complex binding. The record is from RefSeq and is a predicted model, not a curated record. Bases 2072 to 5281 code for a protein of 1069 amino acids. NCBI's taxonomy places the organism in Eukaryota, Metazoa, Chordata, Mammalia, Carnivora, Felidae.
GUGGUGGUGGUGGUGGUGGUGGUGGUGGUGGUGUGGCCUUGUGGCCUUGUACUGUGCACUGCGGUGCAUGUGAAGAUGGGGCCAGCCUGUUGCUGCGCACUUGCAGUUCAUGCAGAAAGGGAAGCUAACAAAAAGCAAUGGCGCUGGAGGCUGCAGGAGCUCACGACAGGCUCUGGGAACUGAAGGGGCCCAGGAUGGUUUCAUCCAAACAGUGGAUCUUAAAUAUGGGCAACUGCUAGAAAAAGUGAAAUGAGAGAAAAGGGAACACAGGGACUUGUUUCAAGGGUGAUCUGUGCCCUAGACAGACAGAGAAAUGAGACAGGCAAGAGGCUGAAGGGAGCCUAAAAUUGGGAUAUAGCGUGUGAUGGCAGGUCGUCAUUAUAUGGCAGAGUUUCUCUUAGCAGGUAUAAAAUAAUGAUAUGAUUUAUAAAUGACAUCCUAGGUUUGAUGAAAUGUACCUUGAUCUUUGAAAUGGCCAUGAUGUAGAUGUUCCUGUGUAAUUUAUUUAAUGAAUCCCGUAAUGCAGAAUACGUGGGCUACUUCCAGGUGGAUGCCUGUGGACAGUGCUGCCAGCGACUGUCUUGGAUACAGGCCUCUACAUUUACUGAGUCUGUUUCUAGGAUUCAUUCCUAGAUGCUGUCACUUUUUUUUUUUUUUUAAACUGUUUGACUAUGUCCCUUGUGUCUGGACCACGGUCUGAUAUGUGCUUUUUCAAAUUGGUAGUUGCAAAGAGUGUUAAUGGGAUAGUUUUUUGAGUGCAGAAUUAGAUCUAGAUAUUACCUGGAAAAAAAAUCUAAAUUUUCGUUUUAGAAAUAAUUUUGGGAUUAGGUACUAGCAAGAUGGUAAUUACGAUGGGGAACCUGGGAAUCCCAGAGUCUUCCCCUACCCCACCCCCCAGGUCCUAGAGGUGGAUGCCUGAGAACUGGCAGAGGAGAGCUGGCCCGGCUCCCAGACUCAAGUGCUGCAGGUUGCGGUAACCUGGGCAGGGAAGUCAAAAGUGGUCCCUCUCUCGUGCUCCCAAAGACCUGUCCUGCCCCUGAGUCUCAGAGUAGCAGAGAAUGCAGCCACAUCCCUGUGCUUCAUAAUGUGAGGCAGUCCCCCUCUUCAGCCUUGUCCUGGCUCAUCUUCCUUCAGCUAGGGGCCGAAGGGGAGGGAGUGGUGAGCAGGGAAAUGGGAGGAGCCUUGACCUUCCCUCUGAAGGACACAGGGCAGCCCUCUUAGUUUGUUGCCAGGACUUUGAGAGUUGGGGUCAGAGCAGCAGGAAGGAAAUGACUUAGAGGCCUUACAAAUACAUCGGCGGCGCAUUCUUGCUUCAGACUUUACAAUUGAGGGCCAGCCCAGUCUGGAAGCACCUCUUAUUACUGUUACAAGGAAACUGCUACCUCAGCAAACAAAAAGAAAGGAGGAGGAGACUUAAAAUAACAAAUGCCAUUUUUAAAAAAAACGCUUGUUUUCAGAAAACAUCAAAGGAAAUUUGGAAAUGUUUUGCAUUGAGAAGAAGCUUUGCAGGUGAAUGGAUUUGGCAGGCAGGCUCUGUCAACAUUCUGCAGAGGUUUGAUCUUCCUUCUUCAGGACCUAGUGUGAAGUAACUGGACUGCUUUUUAAAUUGCUGUUGAUCAGCUUGUGGGUUUGGGGGUUCUAACUUUUCUGGUAUAUUGAAGAUACAUUAUAUUACAUUAUAUUACAUUUUUUAAAAGUUAAGUUAUUUUUCUGCCAUUGUAAAUACAAGUACCAAAAUAUUCUUGCAAAGCAAUUAUACGUAAACAUUUUUCUCGGCAAGCAUAUCUUUUUAUUAAGAGAGUGGAAUGCUAACAGUUCCUAUACAGCAUUUUGGACACAUGUUUAUUUUUGGUCAGGGGUCCUGCCUACACUGAAAAUAUUAAUUACAUAAACCUGUCGUUCUUGCAUCUACUUUGGGUCACAUGGUCACCUGCCUCAUGGAAAUGCCUUUUUUAAAACUUAGAUUUGCAGAACUCCACUAUUUUUAUACCUAGCUACAGUUCUGGGGGGAAAGAAAAUAGAAUCAGGACCCUGACCCGCUCACGGUCACUGGGACAGCCACCCCUCCCGCAUGUAUUGCUGCAGCGCCCAGGACAGUAAAAUGGACUACAAGCGGCGCUUCCUGCUUGGCGGGUCCAAGCAGAAGGUGCAGCAGCACCAGCAGUACCCGAUGCCUGAGCUGGGCCGAGCACUGAGUGCUCCCCUGGCGUCGACGGCCACCACCGCCCCCCUGGGCAGCCUGACCGCUGCGGGCAGCUGCCACCACGCCAUGCCCCACUCCACUCCCAUCGCCGACAUCCAGCAGGGCAUCUCCAAGUACCUGGAUGCCCUCAACGUCUUCUGCCGUGCCAGUACUUUCCUCACGGAUCUCUUCAGCACUGUGUUUAGGAAUUCUCACUACUCCAAGGCAGCCAUGCAGCUUAAAGAUGUGCAGGAGCACGUCAUGGAAGCAGCCAGUCGGCUGACUUCAGCCAUAAAGCCCGAGAUCGCCAAGAUGCUGAUGGAACUUAGUGCUGGGGCCGCAAACUUUACAGAUCAGAAGGAAUUCAGCCUCCAGGACAUUGAGGUGUUGGGGCGAUGUUUCCUGACAGUGGUACAGGUCCAUUUCCAGUUUUUGACCCAGGCAUUACAGAAGGUCCAGCCAGUGGCUCACUCGUGCUUUGCCGAGGUCGUCGUGCCAGAAAAGAAGAAUGGCGGCGGCGGCGGCUUAUCUGGCAUGAGCCACACACCCGAACUGGAGGAAGCCGUGCGAUCCUGGCGGGGGGCUGCUGAGGCAACAUCGAGACUGAGGGAAAGAGGCUGUGACAGCCGCCUGGCGGGCAUUGAGGUGCAGCAACUCUUCUGUUCUCAGAGUGCGGCCAUUCCCGAGCACCAGCUCAAGGAACUGAACUUGAAAAUCGACAGCGCUUUGCAAGCAUAUAAAAUAGCUCUGGAAAGCUUAGGCCACUGUGAAUAUGCAAUGAAAGCUGGUUUCCACCUGAAUCCAAAGGCAAUUGAAGCCAGUUUACAGGGCUGCUGUAGCGAGGCCGAGGCGCAGCAGACAGGGCGGAGGCAGACGCCCCCGCAGCCCAUGCAGUGUGAGCUUCCCACCGUCCCUGUGCAGAUAGGAUCACACUUCCUGAAGGGCGUCUCCUUCAACGAAUCUGCCGCCGACAACCUGAAACUUAAGACGCAUACGAUGUUGCAGCUCAUCAAGGAGGCGGGCUGCUACAAUGGAAUUACACCCAGGGACGACCUUCCUGUGACCGAAGUACUGAACCAGGUGUGCCCGUCCACGUGGCGGGGCGCCUGCAAGACUGCUGUGCAGCUGCUGUUCGGCCAGGCUGGUCUGGUGGUAGUUGACACAGCACAGAUUGAAAAUAAAGAAGCCUAUGCCCCCCAAAUCAGUUUAGAGGGCUCCAGAAUUGUGGUUCAAGUCCCAUCCACAUGGUGCCUGAAAGAGGACCCUGCGACCAUGUCCCUGCUGCAGAGAAGCCUGGAUCCGGAGAAGACCCUGGGGCUGGUGGACGUGCUCUACACGGCUGUGCUGGACCUCAACCGCUGGAGGGCAGGGAGGGAGCAAGCUUUACCCUGCAUACAGAUCCAGCUUCAGAGGGAGAUCUGUGAUUUUGGGAAUCAGGCUGACCUGCCUUCUGGGAAUGGAAACAAAUCUUCAGGUGGUCUGCAGAAGACGUUCUCCAAACUGACAUCCCGGUUCACCAAGAAAGCUUCGUGUACCAGCUCCAGCAGCAGCACAAAUUAUUCCAUCCCAAAUACCCCUUCCAAAAACAUCUUCAUAGCUGGGUGUUCAGAAGAGAAGGCCAAAAUGCCCAGCAAUAUUGAUUCAAGGUUACAAAGCAUUUUGAACAUUGGUAAUUUCCCCAGGACUACAGACCCCUCACAGUCCACUCAAAAUCCCGGUAAUCAAAUGGCCAAUGGUUUUCUCAUGGAGAGGCGUGACAACUUCCUGCAAGGGGACGAUGGCAAGGAUGAGAAGGGUAUGAACUUACCAACCGAUCAGGAAAUGCAGGAGGUGAUAGAUUUUCUCUCAGGCUUUAACAUGGGCCAGUCACAUCAGGGCUCCCCAUUGGUGACAAGGCGUAAUUCUGCUGCCACAGCCAUGGUGACUGAACAGAAGGCAGGAGCCAUGCAGCCACAGCAGCCACCCCUGCCAGUGCCCCCUCCACCACGGCCGCCCCAGGCUGGGGCCCACACUCCUCUGACACCCCAGCCAGGCCUGGCAGCUCAGCAGCAGUCCCCAAAGCAACAACAGCCCCAGCUCCAAUACUACCAACACCUGCUCCAACCCAUUGGACCUCAGCAACCCCCACCCCAGCCUCGGGCCCCUGGGAAAUGGGUACAUGGCUCAUCCCAGCAGCCAGCACAGCCUGUUGGAGCAGGUCUGUCUCCUCUUGGCCAGUGGCCUGGCAUAUCUGAUCUCAGUUCUGACUUGUACAGCUUGGGUCUGGUGAGCAGCUAUAUGGAUAAUGUGAUGUCGGAGGUUUUGGGGCAGAAGCCACAGGGACCUAGAAAUAACACCUGGCCAAACCGUGACCAAAGUGAUGGAGUCUUUGGAAUGUUGGGGGAGAUUCUGCCUUUUGAUCCUGCAGUGGGUUCAGACCCCGAGUUUGCACGCUAUGUGGCAGGAGUGAGCCAGGCAAUGCAGCAGAAAAGGCAAGUUCAACACGGUCGCCGCCCAGGCAACCCCCGGGGCCACUGGCCACCCAUGGAUGAUGCCCAUCGGACCUGGCCUUUUCCAGAGUUCUUCACAGAAGGGGACGGCCUACACAGCGGCUGGUCGGGUGCUCAGGCAGACUCUGCCAGCUCAAGUGAUGAGACGUCCUCCGCCAACGGAGACAGCUUGUUCUCCAUGUUUUCAGGGCCCGACCUCGUUGCUGCUGUCAAGCAGAGAAGGAAACACAGCAGUGGAGAACAGGAGACCAGCACGCUGCCCUCACCACCUCUUCUUAGCACCGUGGAGGACGUGAACCAGGAUAACAAAACCAAAACGUGGCCACCCAAAGCACCCUGGCAACACCCUUCCCCGGUGCCCAGCACGCUGCCGAGCCCGAACGCACCUCUGUACGCAGUCGCCGGCCCCGGCAGCCAGUGGAACGACACCAUGCAGAUGCUGCAGUCCCCGGUGUGGGCCGCGACCGGCGAUCGCAGCGCCGCCUCCUUCACCUACGUGCAGACCCCACCGCAGCCCCCGCCCCCACCAGCCCACAAGGCAGCGCCCAAGGGCUUCAAGGCCUUCCCCGGGAAGGCUGAGCGCCGGCCGGCCUACUUGCCCCAGUACUGACCCAGGGCCGGCCUGCCCGCCCAGAGCUGUUGGGGCCAGCAUCCCCACCCUGACUAGCUGGCACCAGCCCCCCCAGAGGACCAGUGCACCCCUGUCCCAGGCAGGGCUCCUUGGGGAUGGGGGUAGUUGGCAGCUCCAAGCCUUCAAGGCCUGGCUUCUCAAACUUUGGAGGCAUCGGACCCCUGGAGGGCCAGCUGGAGACAGGUUUCUGACCCUCAGGGAGAUGCUGGGGGAUCUUUGAGCUUAAUAAGCUCCUCCGGUGAUUCUGAUGCAGGUGGGCCAGAGGCCACACUUUGAGAAACACAGCUCUCUAGUUUGUAGUCCCACUGUGUGUGUUGGGAAGGCAUCAGGCCUAAAGGCUGAGAGCAAAACUGACCAUUCUUCUGAAACCCUCCCCUCCCCCUUCUUAACGCAUUGAGUGAUGACCACACCAGUCACUGUAUUUUAUAGCUAUUUUUCAUAUAGGUUUUUAGUUAAAACAUCUCCUGCCCCAAAUGCAUUGAAGAUUUUAAGAUAACAAAUAUAGAGGCCGGAGGUUUGUUCAACACUAUCUUUAUUUAAGCUUAAACAAAAUGGGCAAAGUAUAGAAUAUUUGUGAUCGGAAGCAAUCACCUGGGUUUUCUGUGGGUGGGCAGCCCCUCGCCACCCCAGCAGCACCCAAGGGGUGCAGUCUUUACCGGAUUUACAAAAGCAGGAUCGUAAAACUGAUGUCAGAGGCAUAUUCCUGAUGGUGCAUGGAGAUGAGCCAGCUGGCUGCUGUCCGUGUGCAGAGUCAGGCUGCACCUGCUGCCCUCAGAUCCACACAUGGCCAGAGGCUUUGACACGGUCUCGGAACGUGGGGGUGUGGUCAAGAGGCUGCACAGACACACCUGCACUUGAAAUUGCAGUUAACAUUUGUGAGCUGGCUCAAGACAAACCAAUUACGAUGUAGACAGGAAUUAAUUUAAAGUCUUUUCUUUAGAAAAACACAAACAAAAAACCACCUCAUUUUCAGUUAACAUGUGCCAUUAAAUAGAUGACAUCCUGUGGAUUUAAGGAUAUUUUCCAGCCAGAAUGGAUCCAGAAGAAUUGAAUGGUGCUUAAAUUGAGAAAUAAUAAAUAUAUCUAUAUAGAAUAGACAUAUCCCACUGUAUAUUAAUUGAGGUUACAGAAGUUCUUUAUAUAAAACUUAUUUAAAUUUUUCAUAUUUCACCUUUGAAAAAGUCUAAUUGAGAAAAAUCCAUAAUAUUUUCUGGUAUGAAAGUUUGACAGUAUUAAUAUUUUUUUUAUAUUUUCUUAAAUCAUUAAACCAUUUUAAUAUAUAUGUUAACUACUAAUAAAUGGUUUAUUCUUUCUAACUCCACAUAAGCUUUUCCAGCGAAGAUUGUAAUAACACAUUUAUGUUCUCAUUUUUCUACGGAUAUAAGUAAAUUUAUAUUUAAAAAUACCAAAAAGAAAAAAGAUAUACGUAUAUGUAUGUAUACACACCAAUUCAAGAGGCCCCUUAGGGUGUCUGAGCCCAGCCAUCUGAGUUCUUAGCACUGUGUUGCCAGGCUGCUCCCAGGGCUCGGGUGUCGUCUUUUGUGCUGUGGGGGUUGCCAUUGCUGCCUGUACUUCUGAUCCUUUCACCGCGGGUUCCGAACAUUCACCUCACCACGUUUACAGAGAACUAUUUUGUACAUAGACUUUUCCAGGCACGUGCUUUGCGCCCACCCCGCGUGGCCCUUGUCUGUGUUAGCCGUCGGUGUGUGCACUGAUCUCUGUUGAAGUUGUUUGUGGCUGUUUCCCUCGUAAGAUAGUUUUCUGUUCCCUUCAGUAACGUGUCCCCAGUCCCUUGUAUUUCAAGUUCUAUUAUACUGAAGUACUCUUGUUUUAAUAGUGCCUCCCCAAGGACCUCACCCUGGACAGAGGUCAGCCCUUGACGCCCCAGUGCAGGUGACGUCGACACCGCUAAUUGUCACUUUCCAGUCUGUUUUGCUCGACUAAGCAGGACAUUUCGUAAUUGCAUCUCCGUGGGCUGUGAGACUGUGUGAAACUGUUUGUGUGGUCUCCUUGCAGGUGCUGUGUUCUCAGCACCACCUUGCUCUGAACACUGGUUAUUCCAGGUGCUGCGCUCGGCAGAGGGGUCUCGCCAAAGCGCAUGUGUGUGCGUGUGUGAGUGUGUGUGUCCUUUGCAUGGCCGGGCGUGGCCGCCUUGCUCGGGCAUCAGCAGGACAUCGUGUGAAUAGUUACAACGCUUCCAAACUGGAACUCUACAUUUUGUAUCUUACUUUUAAAGCUCCUAUAAGUAAAGUAACUAUUGGCUUUAUUAAAAAUAUACAUUUAAUAAUAUCUUGUAUCUCUGUUUAAAAUGAACUGCAGCAGACAUGUGAGAAGCCCUGAUUCAUUACUUUGAAAAGCUGCACCCACGUUGCUUUUGAGGUCAGUUUGUCCUCUGAUUCUGAGACCUCGCAAGAGGAAAGAACCCUGGGAGUGUUGGGAUGAGCUGGAGUGGGUGGGCAGGAAGCUGACAACUACCGCACGUCUCCAGCCGGCUUCCCUAAGGCCAAAGGAGAUCCGGAUAGACGUCUGUGAGGACAGAGCCAGCGUCACGGUGAAGGAGCCACCUGGAGGGAUGCAAGUUCUCUCCUUGGGUUGUGGUCCGCCAGUACCCCCAUUCCACCAGCCAGGGGCGCUGUGAGCUGCCCAACCAGCCUUUCCAAGGAGCAGACCCAGGGAUGAGCUCUCCCCUUGCUCCACCAGAGACCCCAUAUUUGGCAAGGAGAUCAUACCUUACAGGGAGGGACAAGGACUAGUCUCAUUGGAGGAUGCCCUCCUGCUAAGCAAUGGGAAGCUUGUUCAGUGGGAACCACAAAGGGAGGGUGGGUUACAGGGGAAUUUCAACUUUUCAUUUACAGCAAGAUAGUACUUGAUUGAGGCUUCUUUUCAUGGCCUCGGGAAAAGAUACAAGCAUUAAUCUAUAACCUACCAGUAUAAAUACUAAGGCAUCUUUCUGCCCAGAAGCUGAGCAUGGGGACCAAGACCCAGAGCCUUCUAAGUGCACCUCAGGACAAGGUUACUUAGUAACAGCUAUGUUGCAUGAGUGUGAUAGGAAAUACACCAGAAGUACCUAUUAAAAUGCUAGCAUUUUAUUCAAGCAUGCUCUGUUUACCACCAGUACUUGGUGCUGUUCACUGGUUUCAAUUCACAGCAGUGGUGGAGACAGAAGAGUUGUGUGGCCGGGCUAUGUGCCGGAUGGGUGAGAGUGGAAAGCUGAACAGAUGUUACGCCUGAACAGCAAGAGGGUCCUUGUGAGGCUGGUGACCCUCCGUUUCCACCUGGGGGAUCCUGGGAAAGUAGGGCGUCCAGCUCAAAGAGUGUAGCUGAGCGCGGAACCUGCUUCGGAUCCUUUGUCGGCCCAUCUCUACCCCUCCUCCAUUUGUACUCUCUCAAAAAUACAUAAACGUUAAAAAAAAAAAAGUGUAGGGGGGUGCCUGGGUGGCUCAGUCUGUUAAGCAUCCGACUCCUGGUUUUGGCUGAGGUGGUGAUCUCACAGCUAGUGAGUUCAAGCCCCCUGUGGGGCUCUGCACUGACAGUGCAGGGCCUACUUGGAAUCCUCUCUCUCUUCCCUUGUCCCGCUCUCUCUCUUUCCCUCUCUCUCUCUCUCACACUCUCAAAAUAAGUCAAUAAACUUUAAAAAAAAUAAAUAAUUUUUUAAAAAGUGUAGCUGAAACACAGCAUGCCAAUCGUGACACUGUGAGAGGAUGGCCCUUUGUGCACACCGUGUGGCCACU